AUGAAGAAAGGACUGACUGACCAUGAAAUACGGUGUCUGGGCUCCAAGUUCGACCUCAACAUUCGUGAAGAAGCGUCCUACGUGUUGUGGUACAUCUGGCGCGAAAAGCGGGCAGCCUACGCGAAUCUGCAGGCCUGUAUCGCAGUGUUGCUCGAAGACGAGGACCUCUAUCUUGCUUUGAAGGCCGCGCACGCGAAGGGGACGUACGAGAGCAUCAGGCAAUGGAAAAGAAUUGCUGCUGAAUCUUGCGUUACUCGAGGCAGUGGUAUGGACAUUGGCAUUAAAGGACUCCUCGCGGAACUCGAGCCUGCCGUAAUGAAGCUAGUGGCCGGCGAGAUCACCUUGCCAGCAUGGACACCUAUCGACGACAAAUUGGACCCUGAGAUCAUCUCCCAUCUCACCUCUCUCCGAAUACCAUGUUUGAAGGGCAAACCCAAUCUCCUCCUUCACGAUCUUGGAAGCUUUACGCGGGAACCCUUGCUAGAAAGGCGGCUGAAGAAUAUCUUCAUGCCGAACAACCACACAUUCCUGGUUAAUACGUCUGGGUCUGGGAAAACACGCCUCCUUCUCGAGGGUCUAUGCGAGAACUGGGGUUUCUAUUUCACAUCUCUCGUCGACUCAAGUCUUCUGGGCUCCAGCGAUAUCCAAAAUAGCAUUCAAACCCAUGUUCCCGACUCCGAUAAAUUUCGGCGCAUACUACCACCCGCGGGCUCAGCCGGUUAUGGUUCUGCCUUGAAGGCGAAUCGCGAUAUUGCCAGUCGAAUAUUUCGACAGACGUUCCUUGCCCGUCUAAUGGUUUUUAAUCUUUUUGCCGAGAUUAUGAACCGUCAUGCUGAAAGCAAUAAAAAAGUUGUUGUGGAUUCGCGCGUCUACAAGACGCGUUGGCUUUUACUACAACUUCGACCGUCUCUAGUCCACCCUCAAGUAUGGGAUAUUUUUGACGAACUCUCCUCCAAGCUCUCCUCCGCCUCUGAUGCCUUCAUCAACACCAUGACGAAGACUCUAUUGAUCGAAGUCCGAAGCAUAUGUUCACGCGUCGAUAACUUAAACGACGUUCAAAUGCCAACCAGCGACGUGGUACAGACACCCUUAUUCUGUGUACUUGAUGAAGCACAACACGCAGCCACUCAGCACAAUUCUUCGUUUCGCUCUGACCAUAAUGGUGCUCACCGUCCAAUACUCCGCGAAAUCGUGAAGGCUUGGGAGGGGCAAUCUUUUGGUCAGGGCGUCUUCAUGGUCGUUGCUGGAACGGGCAUAUCAAAAGACGUUGUCGACCAAGCCAUGGCGUCAGCAAUCAUGAAGGAUUCUCGUUACCGGUGGUGCUCGGAUACAGGGGCUUUCGAUCGCAAGGAGGGCGGCGACUUUUGGAGAGAGUCUGGUAUUGGUUACACGGAAGCCGAACUUCUGCAAAACGGGUUCAAGAGACCGCAUGGGUUGCUCAAUGCCUAUGUUGAACACUUCACGAACUUCAAGAUCACGGAUGCUGUGUCCUUGGUUGCAUCAGAAAGCCUAGAUGCUUUGCCCGUUUUAUCACAAUACAAGCUCGAUUUUUCCAAACUGAAGAAGAACGGCGACAUGCUCACGACGAUCCAUCAAUUAACCUCCCACUAUCUCAUGCGCUCCGUCCUUCCUAUUACACUCGGAAAAGACGAAGCCACCUACGUCGAAUACGGGUUCGCCCGCUUCGUCGACUCCGAAACGAAAACUGUGGCCGUUGACGAACCUCUUGUCCUCCUCGCCGCUACGCACUGGAUAAACGCCAACGUUCGAACGACUUACAAGUCCUUCGCCAAACAAAUCCAGGUCCACGAGCCCGCCUCGAACGGUUUCGAGAACUACGUAGGUUUCUGCCUCGACAUGAUAUUCUCCUACCGUAGACGGCUGAGCGACAUCUUCACCUUCCACGGAGAUGUUCCAGCUUGGGGCAACCUCGACGCUGAGCUCGUUGGGCUACACAGGACGAGCCUCGAUCGAAUCGAGACGAGCACCGUCCGGCAUUUCCUCUUCUCGGGACCGUCAGUCACCCUCGGUGCGAAUGCCAAGUCGCCUGAAGAGACCUCAGAGUGGCUUCACCACCAAUCACCCACCCCGAUGUGCUUCCCCCAUAUUUCAAUGGGCCCUGAUCUCAUCUUCGUCCUCCGGCUCUCCGACGGCACCAUGAUCUGGGUCGUUCUGCAAGCGAAGUAUUCAUUAGGCAAGAAUGGCAAGCUCUCUCGGCUGUCCCUGCGACAAGCAAUGCGCAGCAUAACGCCUUCGACAUUCUUCCUCGAUAAGGUAUUCAUGCCUCCUUUGCGGCUCCGCUAUCGAUUUGCUGAUAUGAUUAUGAUCAUGCAGGAUGACAGACCCUUCUCACCGGCCAGUCAUCCCAACCUCGUGAAGGAGACAAACCAGAAGCUCCUUUCUUUGCCUUAUCGGCGGAAUGACGCAGGUCGCUACAGCCUCCUCCGUGUCGUGGCCUCCUUCCCUGCGGAGACACACCUGAAGCGGUGUCUGGAAGAAGACCCAGAUAACGAAGGACAUCCCAUUGCCAGCUUGAACAUGACGCUGGUCAAGCAGGUCACUCGGAAGCUUUCGCCUAUAGACUUCUUACAAGGCCUAGAAGACCCGUUACAGAACACGGGUAAACGGAAACGAGGAUGUUCGGAGCCUCUCCGGAGACGUUCAAAGAAGAUCAAGCUAAACUAA
Messenger RNA from Cyclocybe aegerita, 2685 nucleotides. The record is from the annotation of a GenBank genome assembly. Lineage: Eukaryota; Fungi; Basidiomycota; Agaricomycetes; Agaricales; Hemipholiotaceae.